AAUGCUAUUAUACAUUAUUAUCAUGUCGGCACUUUACCCCUUAACCUUAAAAUAGUAUAGUUUUUAAAUAACCCCUAAAUUUAAAAAAUGGCAGAAUUAGAAUUAACCGAAGAAGAAUUGACACAAAAACAUAAAAAGGAACGGAGAGAAUUGCAAGCACAAAUACAAACGCUAAAAAAGUCAAUUUGUAAAGGUGAUAAGAAAAAGAAAAAAGAAGUGACUGAGGAAAUUAAUCGCUUAGAAGAGACUUUAGAUAAAAAGCAAGAAGAAGAGUUAAUAACAUGGAAAGUUUCGCAUCUUAAUAUUAAUAAUGUGGAAAAUGAAGAUGCAGAAAAUAGCAAUGAUAAAAGCACAAAAAAUAACAAACAAUAUGAGCAGCCAAUACAUAGAAUUUCAAAAGCACAGAAAAGAAGAGACAAGAAAGCAAUUGCAGAAAAGGAACGCAAUCAGAGAAUUAUAGAGCAAGAGGCAUUAAAUGUUUUUGGAAAAAGAAAUAUAGAAUUGCAAACUAUUAAAAAAAUACUCUGUGACCGUGGUUUAAUGAUAUAUGAGAUCCCAAGUGAUGGUCAUUGUUUAUAUAAUGCUGUUGCACAUCAGCUAAAAAUUAUAGGAGAAACUCCAUUGAAUUUUCAUGAACUUAGAACAAAAACUGCUGUAUAUUUGAGAGAAAACAUGAAUGAAUUUUUACCAUUUAUUUCUAAUCCAGAUUCUGACGAUCUUCUCUCACCAGAACAAUAUGAGAAAUAUUGUGAUGAUGUGGCAGAUACAAGUGCCUGGGGUGGAGCUAUUGAGCUACAGGUUCUUUCGCAUGUAUUGAAAUGUCCAAUAGAAGUCAUUCAGGCAUCAGGUGCACCAUAUAUUAUUGGUGAUAAUUAUAAUAAUGAUAAAAAAAUGAUAUUGACUUAUCAUCGUCAUAUGUAUGAAUUAGGUGCUCAUUAUAAUUCUGUUACAAAAUAUGUUCAAGAAGAAGAAAGCUGAUAGAGAUGGAUCUUAUAUCUGGCUAAUAUCUAUAAAAGAGAAGCUACGCAUGUUUCGUAAUACUUUUUACCGUAAAAUACAUAAAAAGCUGCCACAGUAUAAGUGUCCAGGAAACAUAUCAAUUUUAAAUUAAUAAUUCAACGUUUCUCUGGCAACUUUAACUAACAUAUACUUAAAAGUCUGUAACUUUUGUUAAGUAAUAAGUGUAAUCUAAGAUAACAAAAGUUAAUAGGUCUUCCUUUAUAGUUUUUUUGUAAAUGAUUAUUGCACUAUUAUAAAAAUUUUAUUUAUUUAUUACUUAAAUAUUUGACAAUAUAAAGAAGCUGCCAGCAAAUUGCAAGUACAUAUUACUGUUCAGUGCUUGCUUGCUCCCAAGUUUUAAUGUAAAUACCUAUUUAAACAUAAUUUAUGUUUUUUGUAACAAAAAUUUAAUUUAUGAUGAAAAUUAAAUAAAUGUUAAGGCGAUAUUAUUGCAAUAGAAA
Messenger RNA from Frieseomelitta varia, 1460 nucleotides. RefSeq names its product deubiquitinase OTUD6B. The transcript is spliced from 4 exons. The coding region runs from base 88 to 978 and encodes 296 amino acids. NCBI's taxonomy places the organism in Eukaryota, Metazoa, Arthropoda, Insecta, Hymenoptera, Apidae. The record is from RefSeq and is a predicted model, not a curated record. Gene Ontology annotation, biological process: protein deubiquitination. Gene Ontology annotation, molecular function: cysteine-type deubiquitinase activity.